Siniperca chuatsi (mandarin fish) is the source of this 1621-nucleotide messenger RNA. RefSeq names its product nudix (nucleoside diphosphate linked moiety X)-type motif 14 (gene nudt14). Bases 123 to 866 code for a protein of 247 amino acids. NCBI's taxonomy places the organism in Eukaryota, Metazoa, Chordata, Actinopteri, Centrarchiformes, Sinipercidae. Gene Ontology annotation, biological process: ribose phosphate metabolic process; nucleoside phosphate metabolic process. The record is from RefSeq and is a predicted model, not a curated record. The transcript has 5 exons. Gene Ontology annotation, molecular function: UDP-sugar diphosphatase activity; metal ion binding.
GAAUCAGUAGCCAUCGAGUCGCAUGUCCUCUCCCGGCUUCCGUAGACAUUCCUUCGCUGUCAGUUAGUGUGCGGUGACAGAUAACCAUCGGUGAGCCACCAAUCCAGCUCCAAGUGUAAAUUAUGGAAGAGAUUAAUAACAUUGAAGUCGUUCCGUGCACAGAGUCCGACUAUCUGAAGCCGUUCAGGGUGCACUAUAACCAGAAUGGCACAAAGAAAUCCUGGGACUUCAUGCGAACCCAUGACAGUGUAUCAGUGCUGAUCUUCAACACCACCUCACACUGUUUUGUCCUCGUAAAGCAGUUCCGUCCAGCUGUAUACAUGUGUGAGUGGGAAAGGACCAAGACACAGCCGCCUCAGACUGCUGAAAAAACUGAGGAGGGCGUCUCUGAAGCCGCCGCCGCCGCCGCCCCCGAGUCUCAGGAGGGCCAGUCGACCUCAGAGGGGGAGAGCUCUUCUCAGUGGCCCCCAGCCUCAGCAGGGGUCACCUAUGAGCUCUGUGCUGGGCUGGUGGACAAACCUGGCCUCUCCCUGGAGGAGAUCGCCCGGCAGGAGGUGCUGGAGGAGUGUGGCUACGAUGUGCCUGCCUCUAAACUGAAGAGGAUUACUUCUUACAGGUCAGGCGUAGGUGUAACAGGUGCCAAGCAGACCAUGUUUUACGCCGAAGUGUCUGAUGACAACUGCGUGAGCGCAGGUGGAGGUGAGCCACGGGAGGGAGAGCUUAUCGAGGUGGUCAAAGUCCCGCUGCACGAGGCCAUGACGUUUGCCUACGACGAGCGUAUACCCAAAACCAUGGGCGUCAUUUUUAGUUUCAUCUGGUUCCAUAAUAAUAUGUCUCCCAAGUACAAGAUCUCCACCAAUGUGUAACUAGUAUUAACCAACCCUCUUUAUACCGUUUAUUCCAAAUCAAAUCAAACACUGGCCCAGCACAUCCACUCUUCCCCUCAUGGCUCUUCAUCCUGUAUUGCCUUUUUGCUUAUUGGUACACGAUGAAAGGUGGGCCCCUUGUCUUGUUGCCAACAGGUAUCUUUACGUUUUGUCCUGUUUACCCUUUGAAUUAUACGGGGUCUUAAUAUUUUGCCAUAGCUGGUUGUCACUGGCACUUUUGUCUCUUGUUGAUGAUUUUUUUUUCAUAUACUGUGCCAUCUGUUAUAAAUGGCUACAUAUCACUGUUUUUAUUUGCCUGCCCUUGACUAAAGGAAUACUCCACUGCUUUUUAGUGUAGGCUGUUGAAUGUUACCUGCAAAAAAAGACUUUACAUACGCCUGAUAUUGGCUGAGAAAAAGCCAUCUAGCAUUCAGCUUACAGUCCAAUUCCAACUUGUUUCAACCAUUCCUCCAACACCCAGUAUUCACUGCAAACUCUGUUUUAAUCCAUGAUGCUAACCAGCCAUGUGCUCCUGAUUAGCCUUGGGUCACUAACAUUUUAACAUGCUAAUAUUUGCAUUGGAGUUCAUGCAAACAUUUCUACUUGCCUGACAAAGUGUGCCAGAGGAAUUUUGCAUCUAAAAUGACAAUACACAACAUAUGAAAAAUGACUACCUUUUUCUACUGGUCAUUACUUCAGCCAUUAAAGAUAUAAAGAUAAGGUUAAAAAAAAAAACAGUGGCGUAUUCCUUUAAG